Molecule: messenger RNA, 3349 nt
Organism: Parasteatoda tepidariorum (common house spider)
Lineage: Eukaryota; Metazoa; Arthropoda; Arachnida; Araneae; Theridiidae
Product: 14-3-3 protein epsilon
Source: RefSeq, a predicted model, not a curated record
UUUUUAAUCGUAUGGCAACAGAAUGACAAUUCAUGAAAUGCGGCCAUUUUCUGCUGUAGUGGGUGUUGCGUGACUGACAUUUUAAGAAACGAAUUAAGUCUGUUACUUUCCAUUUAAUUGUAACUCCGACAGUACUUACAAUAAACACUCUCUAAAAUCUCAUUAAGAACUAAAUACCUUUAGCAUUUGAAAGAAUUCCUGUCUAUAGUGAGAGGUAUGGCCGACCGGGAAGAUAAUGUCUACAAAGCCAAGCUUGCUGAACAAGCAGAGCGGUAUGAUGAAAUGGUGGAAGCAAUGAAAAAAGUUGCUUCUCUGGAUCUCGAACUUACUGUAGAGGAGCGUAAUUUACUGUCAGUGGCUUAUAAAAAUGUUAUUGGAGCACGCAGAGCAUCCUGGAGAAUUAUCAGUAGCAUAGAGCAAAAGGAAGAAAACAAAGGUGAAAAUACUAGAUUGGAAAUGAUCAAGACCUAUAGAAUCCAGGUGGAAACUGAACUGAAAGACAUUUGCCAAGAUAUUCUGGAUGUACUUGAUAAACAUUUAAUCCCUACUGCCUCAACUGGAGAAUCUAAAGUUUUCUAUUACAAAAUGAAAGGUGACUAUCACCGUUAUUUGGCUGAAUUUGCUACUGGCAAUGACCGCAAAGAAGCUGCUGAGAACAGUCUUGUGGCUUACAAGGCUGCCAGUGAUAUUGCAAUGACGGAGCUGCCCCCAACCCAUCCUAUCCGCCUGGGUCUUGCCCUUAACUUCUCUGUUUUCUACUAUGAAAUCUUAAAUUCCCCUGAUAGAGCAUGCAGAUUAGCAAAAGCAGCUUUUGAUGAUGCCAUUGCUGAGCUUGAUACAUUAAGUGAAGAAAGCUACAAGGAUUCUACUCUGAUAAUGCAGCUGUUGCGUGACAACCUUACAUUGUGGACGUCAGAUAUGCAGCACGAUGGUGAAGGAGAACAGAAAGAACAAGUUCAAGAUGUUGAAGAUCAAGAUGUUUCAUAAGUCAUUUUAUAUUCAUAAAUAAUGUGUUCCAUUAAUUUGUUACAAUGUGAGAUGGUUUUUUUUUUUUUCUUUUAUUGCCAUGUAGGGUAUUUCCUUUGCUCAUAUUCGAUCAGCAGAUGUUUUGUGUCUGUAAAAGAGUGCGAGAGAGUGUUCCCUCCUAAUCAGGAACUUGUCAGCCGCAAUUACUUUUGGUUAAAUGUAUAUUUUUAGACCACGUCUGAAAUUAGGUUGAAUUUGUUUUGUUUAUGUCUACUCAGAAGUUAUGUAUAAAUUUUUUUUUUAAAUAUUUUUUUAUUACUUAAUUGUAUUUAAUUUAUGUAUUCCUGCAUACUGUUUUGUGCUUACCCAGAAAACUGUGCAUGAACUAUUUGAGUUUCUUUUUUUAAAAAAAAAAUUAUUUAAACUUAUUUUUCAAUAUGUCUGUAUGUAUGCAUGUUUAAAAAACUAUGUGUGCGGAAUUCCGCUUUUUACUAAAUAUGUAAUGGAAAAAGGUCUUUAUUUAAAAUAGCCUACAUAUAUUUGUGUGUGUAUACUUGUCUGCUUUAUACAUUCUUUAAUGCUUUUUUAAACUAACAAUUUUUUAAUGUAUUUCAUUUAUCAAAUUAAAAGUGUUUGUGAUCGUUUUAGCAACUUUCUCAAAAUGAGUAUUUUGUCAGUUUUAAAAAAAAGGAAAUUAUUCACAUUCAAAUUUUACACACACAAACAUAUACUCACUGAAAUUUUUAGAGCAUAGUUUAAAAGCAGCUAUGACUUGGCAAACCUUUUUGCUUUUUUCUCAUAUCUAUCUAUAUAUAUAUAUAUAUCUAUAUCCUUAGAGUUCAAUUAAUUCCCUUCAAAGCAAUUUUUUUUUGUCUUAAUUUUUAAUUUAUGAGAAUAUUUCACACAUGAAAAGAAAGAAAUAUCCACAGACAUUUUCAUACUCAGGCAUAAGUAGUGUAGCUCUGCGUGUCAUCCUAGCUACUAUAGAAUUUUUUGAAGGAAAAAAAAUAGUUUUACCUUGAUGUGACGAAAAUUGGCAUAUAGGGAAAGGUAUGAGUUACUUGUAAUUGCUUUUAGAUGAGAAAUUACAUUUGGAUUUAGCUUUGUCAAAUUAAAAAAAUUUUUUACAGUACUUUACGUUCAGGAUCACUUUUUUGAAAUAAAACAUCUGCUUUGAGAAAAGAUUUUUUUUUUGUUUUGUUCACUAAAUCUUGUACAAUUUUCUUACAGCAAUCUAUUUUCGUAAUUAUCGACUUGUAUUUUAAUUGAUUUUGACCUUAAAAGAAGUACUUGAAUUUUUAUUAAAAAUGUUGCAAAUAUAUCUUUCGUGUUGUGACUGUUGACCUCUAUUUUUAUUGUUCUUAAACACACACUUUUAGCUUUAAUACUUGGUGUAGUUUGUUUAAAAGCAAAGAAAUUAAAAAAUACUGGCUCGUAUCCCAUUUAAUGCAUUGUAUUCACUAAUUUUGGCUCAAAGUUUAACAAUUUUUUUUUCUUUUUUAUUUGUACGUUUCUCGUGAACUGGUGCUAAAAUUCUUGUAGCUUUUUCCUAUAAGGAUAUCUCUGCGUCAAGUGUUUAGUGUUUGAUGUAAGUGGAUGUCUAAAAGUCUUAAUGAUAUUUACUUAACUUGAUUUUUUAUUUAAUUCUCCAUUGCAAAUUUGAACAAUCUUAAAACUUCUAUUUUCACUGAAUAUCUCAGUGCAAUUCUAACCUGCAAGAAUUUUUUUCACCAAGUUUAUUUUAACCGUAAAUUUUUAACUCGCUUACACUUAAUAAAACUGUUCUAUAGAUUGCAUGAUCAACUGUCAAAAAAUUUAUCUUUCGUUCUGCAUUUUUUGUUGCGGCAUUAAAAAUGAAUUAUAUACAGAAUUAAAUCAAAUUUUCAACAACCAAAAAAUUUCCAGUGCCUUGGAAUAGUGAUAAUGCAGUUGCAAUGUAAAUUUUUUUUUUGAUUAAUUUUAUUUGUGAAUUUAAAAAUACUAACCAUUAAAAUUUUACAAUUCACUUUAAAUGCAUUUCUAAUUUAGUCAUUGACAGUCUACUUAUUCCUCAUAGGCUACUGUAGUACUUGCUCAUCUCAAGACAACAAAAUAAAAUUGCUUUUUAUAAAUAAAUUAAAAGAAAUCUUUAUUUGUGCAGUGAAAAGUAUAAUUUAUUGAGCCUCCAGAAUAUCUGUACAAAUGUAAAACAAAAUUCCAUUCCUUGUGUAUACAAGUGGUACUGUAUUUCUGACAUCUUUUUCAUUCCAUCUGUAGAACAGAAAACAUUGUGUGCUUUUUGUACAACAUAUUUGUUAGUUAUUGCUAUAUAUACAGUCAUUCCAGCGGAAUGUAGAAGAUAUCUCAAAGUGUGUUUUAUGAUGUAAUAAACUAAUAAAUGUCA